AUGGGACAUUGCCGGCGUUAUCCGGCUGCUUUCCGAGCCCUGCAGUUGCUCGCCUGGACUUUCCCGCUGGUGACAUUGGCUUCGUUGGCGGACGACACCUUAGAGAGAGCCUCGAAAUCCGAAGGCUACUGCAGCCGGAUCCUGCGAGCCCAAGGCACGAGGAGGGAAGGGUAUAAUGAAUUUAGCCUCCGCGUGGAAGGCGAUCCGGAAUUCUACAAGCCCGGAAACAGUUACCGGGUAACAUUAUCUGCAGCUACACCAGCCUAUUUUCGUGGAUUCACAUUGAUUGCUUUGAAAGAAGGCAAAGAAGGAGACAAAGAAGAAGACCAUGCUGGUACUUUCCAGAUUAUAGAUGAAGAAGAAACACAGUUCAUGAGUAAUUGUCCUGUGGCUGUGACAGAGAGUACACCAAGGAGGAGGACUCGCAUUCAGGUGUUUUGGACAGCUCCUUCUUUGGGCACGGGCUGUGUAAUUUUGAAAGCAAGUAUUGUACAAAAGCGAAUUAUUUAUUUUCAAGAUGAAGGAUCUCUCACCAAGAGAUUGUGUGAGCCAGACUUUGCCAUGGAAGGUGUGACAGAUAAGCCAAUCAUAGACUGCUGCGCCUGUGGAACUGCUAAAUAUAGACUUACCUUUUAUGGAAACUGGUCAGAGAAAUCACAUCCAAAAGAUUAUCCACGACGAGCCAACCACUGGUCUGCAAUUAUUGGUGGAUCUCAUUCCAAAAACUAUGUUCUUUGGGAAUAUGGAGGAUACGCAAGUGAAGGGGUGAAGCAAGUUGCAGAGCUGGGAUCCCCAGUUAAAAUGGAAGAAGAAAUUAGGCAACAGAGUGAUGAGGUUUUGACAGUCAUCAAAGCAAAAGCACAAUGGCCUGCCUGGCAACCACUAAAUGUGCGAGCAGCUCCCUCUGCUGAAUUUUCUGUGGACAGAACACGCCACCUUAUGUCUUUCCUUACCAUGCUAGGCCCCAGCCCUGACUGGAAUGUAGGGCUUUCUGCUGAAGAUCUGUGCACCAAGGACUGCGGAUGGGUCCAGAAGGUGAUUCAGGACCUGAUUCCAUGGGAUGCUGGCACUGACAGUGGAGUCACCUAUGAGUCUUCCAACAAGCCAACAGUACCUCAGGAGAAGAUAAGACCACUCACAAGUCUGGACCACCCCCAAAGUCCUUUUUAUGACCCUGAAGGAGGUUCCAUUAAAUCAGUAGCCAGAGUUGUCAUUGAGAGGAUUGCACGAAAGGGGGAACAGUGCAAUAUUGUUCCUGAUAGCAUCGAUGACAUUGUUGCAGAUCUUGCUGCAGAAGCUCCAGAAGACGAAGAUGAUACUCCUGAAACCUGCAUCUAUUCGAAUUGGUCUCCCUGGUCAGCCUGUAGCUCUUCAACAUGUGAAAAGGGCAAGCGGAUGAGGCAGAGAAUGCUCAAAGCUCAGCUUGACCUCAGUGUUCCUUGUCCAGAAACUCAGGACUUCCAGCCUUGUAUGGGCCCAGGCUGUAGUGAUGAAGAUGGCUCUACAUGCAUGAUGUCUGAGUGGAUAACGUGGUCCCCUUGUAGUGUAUCUUGUGGCAUGGGAAUGCGAUCGAGAGAGCGUUAUGUGAAGCAGUUCCCGGAGGAUGGCUCCAUAUGCAAAGUGCCUACAGAAGAGACGGAGAAAUGCAUUGUAAAUGAAGAAUGUUCUCCUAGCAGUUGCCUGGUAACUGAAUGGGGAGAGUGGGAUGAAUGCAGUGCCAGCUGUGGGAUGGGAAUGAAGAAGAGACACAGAAUGAUCAAGAUGACCCCGGCAGAUGGAUCCAUGUGCAAAGCAGAAACCACAGAAGCUGAGAAAUGCAUGAAUCCGGAAUGCCACACCAUUCCCUGUCUGCUUUCUCCUUGGUCUGAAUGGAGCGACUGUAGUGUCACUUGUGGAAAGGGGAUGAGGACCAGGCAACGGAUGCUCAAAUCUGCUGCGGAGCUUGGAGAUUGCAAUGAAGAACUAGAACAAGUAGAGAAAUGCAUGCUGCCAGAGUGUCCAAUUGACUGUGAUCUGACAGAAUGGUCUCAGUGGUCUGAAUGCAAUAAGUCUUGUGGGAAAGGCCAUAUGAUCAGGACAAGAAUGAUCAAAAUGGAACCUCAGUUCGGAGGAGCUCCAUGCCCAGAAACUGUACAGCGUAAAAAAUGCCGAAUAAGAAAAUGCUUGAGAAACCCCAAUAGUGAGAAAAGGCGCUGGAAAGAAUCUCGGGAGAAAAGGAGGAGUGAACAAGCGAAAGAAGAUGUAGAUGGUGGGCAAUUCCCAGGUUGUAAAAUGAAGCCGUGGACUGCUUGGUCAGAAUGCACCAAACUGUGUGGGGGUGGAAUCCAGGAGAGGUUUAUGACCGUCAAGAAGCGUUUCAAAAGUAGUCAGUUCACUAGCUGCAAAGACAAGAAGGAAUUAAGAGCCUGCAAUGUUCAUCCCUGUUAGCAAACUGAAGUCUUUUGGAUAAUGCACUCCUGAGCUAAAUGUAAAAAAAAAAAAUCAACCUCGGUUAGAUUUUUUUUUUUUAAAAAAAAAGAGAAAAUAUAUAAAUUGUGUAUAUUAGUCUUCAUUUUUUGCAGUGUGGUUUGCUUAAUUAGUCUUGCUGGUGCAAGAGAUCUAUUUUAUAAAUACUUCCUUACAAAGAACUGCUGAGAGUAGCUCCUUGAUGCUCCAGCUAGCCCUUAAUGCAUAAAACUAGUGAAGUCAUUGUGAAAUCUUAUAACACUGAAAUUAUAGACAUAUCUGUGUGGACAAAUCAUAACCAUAGAAAUAGUCCCUGUAAAUACUUGGGAUGCAUGCAAAAAUGAUACUGCAAACUUAAAUAUUUGGAAACCAUUUUCAAAAUAUUGAAAGCAGUGCCUCUGUGUUUAUACAGCUGUGCCAAGGAAUUACUUCAAUAAUACUACAGGUGCAUAUUGAUCUUUAACCAUCAGCAAUGUAAAAAAAAUGGUAUUUAUAGCAAUCCUUUGACAAUAUCUCUUUUCUUCUUCAUGAAAUUGCUUAGACCCCUAUUAAAUAAAUCACCUUGCGAUUGUUUCCAUUAAGAAAGCAAAGCAAACAUAAGCUGCCCAGAUGUGAAGAGUAGGGGGGAACAAUUUUCUAUCUGUAAGCCAUAUGUUGAUUAGCCAGUAAGCUGCAUUUAAAAAUAUCUUCCAUAUUCUCUCACAGUCGUAUGCUAGGUCAAGGACUGGCAACCUUAAACACUCGAAGAGCCACAAAGGUCCUAACCGGAAGACUCUUCUUCAAUUCUGGAGCUGACUGGAAGUCCAGUUCCCUCACCAUAGAGUAUCCUCCUAGUGCAGCCUCCUUUUUCCUUUUACUGACUGGCAACAGGGAGCUGCAGCAGAGUGAUGAAAGAGCCACAUGUGGCUCCAGAGCCACAGGUUGCCGACCCCUGUGCUAGGUGAUAAGGUACUGUAAAAUAUCCUCCUUUUACAGGUUCUCCCUG
Messenger RNA from Notechis scutatus (mainland tiger snake), 3430 nucleotides. It is a transcript of the gene SPON1, whose product is annotated as spondin 1. Gene Ontology annotation, cellular component: extracellular matrix. Gene Ontology annotation, biological process: cell adhesion. NCBI's taxonomy places the organism in Eukaryota, Metazoa, Chordata, Lepidosauria, Squamata, Elapidae. The record is from RefSeq and is a predicted model, not a curated record.